GAGGCCCGGCUGGCGAGCCUCGCGGGCUCCGCCGCGGACUCGGCCAGCCACGGCGCGCAGGCGGCGCGGCAGGAGCGGGAGCUGCGCCAGGCGGAGGAGCGCGAGGAGAAGCUGAGGCGUGACGCGGAGCUGCUGCAGGGCCUGGCCUCGAAGCGCGAGGCCGAUCUCACCGCGGCGGUGCAGAAGCAGGAGGAGCUCGCUCGCGAGCGGGAGGUCGCCGUGCAGCGUCAGGAGGCGCUCGAGAAGGAGCGGGACGCCGCCGUGCAGCAGCAGGCGGCCUCGCGGCAGGCGGAGCAGCGGGCCGAGCAGCGGCGCGAGGAGCUGGACGCGAGGGUGCAGACGCUGGAGAAGGAGUGCGCGGAGCUGCGCGGCAUGCUAGACAGCAAGAGCAGGGAAGUGGCCGCCGCGAUGCGGGAGGUGGAGAGGAAGGCGCUGGAGGUGCGCAGCCAGCGCCAGGCCGCGGAGCGCGACAGCGCCGAGUCGCGUGCCGUGCUGGAGGACUGGCAGAAGCGCCACGAGGAGGCCACCAGCGCCUGCGAGAGCUUCGAGGGCGAGCUCGCGUCGCUGCGCACCCAGCGCGCCGAGCUCCAGGCCGAGGCCUCCGAGCUCCGCCGCCGCGCCGGCGACAGCGCCGCCGAGGCGCGGGGCGCCCGCAGCGGGCGCGCGGAGGAGCUCGCCGCCUUGAAGCAGCAGUCGCAGGAGGCGGAGCGCCGCGCCGCGGCCCUGGCGGAGGAGGGGCGCAGGUACCAGGACCACCUGCUGGCCCUCACGCAGGGCCAGGCCGAGCGCGAGGGCGCGUCGGAGGCUGCCGUGAGCGUGGCGGCGGAGAUGCGGCGCGCCCGCGAGGCCAGCGAGCUCAAGCUUCAGGAGGCCGCCCUCGAGCAGGCCCGCCUCCAGAAGGAGGCCGCCGCCCUCCGCGCCGAGACGGCGGAGCUCCGCAGGCGC
Molecule: messenger RNA, 945 nt
Organism: Prorocentrum cordatum
Lineage: Eukaryota; Dinophyceae; Prorocentrales; Prorocentraceae
Source: the annotation of a GenBank genome assembly